Fundulus heteroclitus (mummichog) is the source of this 1858-nucleotide messenger RNA. RefSeq lists its product as uncharacterized. The record is from RefSeq and is a predicted model, not a curated record. The transcript has 11 exons. Lineage: Eukaryota; Metazoa; Chordata; Actinopteri; Cyprinodontiformes; Fundulidae. Bases 337 to 1524 code for a protein of 395 amino acids.
AACAACUUCUGAGCAGUGACUCACCAAAAGCUCAACGCUUUUAUCUUCAGCUUUUCUUCAAGAGCCGCGGCACCUUUUGUUCUAAGGACUCUACCAUGAUACGCUCCGCAUGCUGCCCGAAAGGGGGAGCUAUUGCUCAGCCUCCUUCUGCCUCCCCCUCCUCUUCUCCAGUGAACAAUUUCCUCUUCUAAACACCAAUCCCCCCCACCCCGUUUUAUCUUAUGUGUGUCACACACACACACACACAAACUCCUUGGAUGAUCGCCUCGGCAGAUGGUUCUCGGUGCGUGGACGGCUUGCUGAGACGAGACUGAGAGGGCAAAGUCCUCGCUUGUCAUGGGAUGCUGCAGCGUGACUCAGAGGCACACAGGAGUGGACGAAGUGGGUCCAGAUGAGAUCGAACUCCUGGAACUACCUGGAGACAAUUUGGGUGUAUGGAGUCCAGGUGAAAACAGAGUCCAGGUGUCGGUGAGGAACAGCCGAGACGAGCAGCAGCUACCGCCACAGCCGCCACACAAAGCCUCAGCGCGACACCUGGAGCAGGAGGUGGUGCUGUGGGGCAGGAGCAGAGAUGAGCUCCACCACAGGAUUUACUCUCAGCAGCCAAUCAGGGGCUGGGAGGGCCAACCCGCUCAUGUCUAUGGAGAGGUCAUCUACUCAUCUCUGGUGUCUCUCUACAACAGCUACACGCAGGAAACCAGUGAACAGUUCCUGUUGUUGUUCUCUUUUCACCUUCUGAUGCUCUCUCUGGACCACUCCCGAGAAGACUUCAUCUAUGAGGGCAUCCUUCCUGUCUCUGGGCUGUCUUUCCGGGCUGUAUCCCUGGAUCCAGAUGUGUCACAUUCACCACACACAUUUGAAAUCAGCAGUCCAAUGGUGGACUCUAAGGUGUUUAUAUGUGCCAGUGCUACAGAGUUACAGAAAUGGAUGCAGCACAUAGACGACAGGAGAUACAAGUCCAUGACGCAACCCCUGAGUCCCUCCCACUGUGCUCUUUCUUAUCUCUUGCCAUGUGAUGAGAACUGGAAGAGAGAGGAGCUGAAGAAAUACGUACUGCAGGCGCCCAUAUGGAGCUGGGAGGGCUCGCCUAUACAGCACAUGGGUCAUCCAGGAUACAUCUCUAUCGUUCACAUCAUCAACACUCAGAGACAGGGUCUCCAAGAAAGACUGAUGGUUCUCUUUCCUCAUGAUAUCUUACUGCUUUCUGUUGACAGCAAGCGGCUGAAUGUAAAAUAUGAGGGCAGGUUGGCUCGAAACAGCAUCAAAGCAGUGGAGCGCUCAGCCCUUCCCGGACGGCUAGAGUUUGAGCUGAGAGGGGAACUGCUGGAACCGCUGCAGAUCUCCUGCACCAGCGUGGAGGAUUAUCAGACCUGGAUUUUUCAUCUGCAGCAGCCAAACAGAGACAGCCACAUUAUUAUGAGUCUGCCCCCUCCUCCAUUAGUGCCAAAGCUGCAGAGGAACGGGAAGGAGUACCAGGAGCCGAUCUUAGCAAGCGACCAGUGUCACAUCAACGGGCGGGGGUGACCCACCAGACUCUGAUAGAUCUGUAAAAGGUCCCUGUGAAUAUACAGCAAAUCCAAAUCACCAUGUAAAUUAUGUAUUUAUUACUGUAAUGUUUGCCAGUAUAUGAUAGCACAAAAGGUGGAAUGCUCUUGUACUAAAUGUUAAUAUAGUCGGGUAAGUUGAACCUAUGUAAGAAGCAGAACAGAGAGUUUGGCCUACUUCAAGUAGGUCCUGACCCGGUUUAAGAGCAGAACAUAGCUGCAGAGAUGUUAGAUAUAUAGAGCAGAAAGCUAGAGUGGAACAGGUUGUACAUAUCUGUAUGUAGAUCUUUACUAAUAAACUGUUUUCAAAUGAA